Vidua chalybeata is the source of this 4946-nucleotide messenger RNA. It is a transcript of the gene ZNF521, whose product is annotated as zinc finger protein 521. Gene Ontology annotation, biological process: regulation of transcription by RNA polymerase II. Lineage: Eukaryota; Metazoa; Chordata; Aves; Passeriformes; Viduidae. The record is from RefSeq and is a predicted model, not a curated record. Gene Ontology annotation, molecular function: RNA polymerase II transcription regulatory region sequence-specific DNA binding; DNA-binding transcription factor activity, RNA polymerase II-specific. Bases 151 to 4146 code for a protein of 1331 amino acids. Gene Ontology annotation, cellular component: nucleus. The transcript is spliced from 8 exons.
CCAGCCAGCAGCCGGCGGAGACAGGGAAGGGAGGGCAGGAGCGAGGGAGCCGCCGGAGGAGCGCAAGUCUUGCAGGGUCUCCUCGGCUGCGAGGAAGUGUAGUUUCUGAUAGGGCUGAAAUUGAAACAACUUCAGCUGUUUGCUUUUAGGAUGUCUCGCCGCAAGCAAGCUAAACCAAGAUCACUCAAAGUAGAAGAAAAUGAAACAGAGGACCAUCAGGCAGGUGUGGGACACACAGCCGCACAGACUGACCCUAACUGUAAACUAGACGACAAGACAGAAGAUGGAGAUGUGCUAGACUGUAAGAAAAGGCCGGAUGAAGGGGAGGAGUUAGAAGAAGAAGCUGUGCACAGCUGUGACAGCUGCCUCCAGGUGUUUGAGUCACUGAGCGAUAUCACAGAACACAAGAUUAAUCAAUGUCAACUGACAGACGGAGUGGAUGUUGAGGAUGACCCCUCUUGCUCAUGGCCAGCAUCAUCGCCUUCUAGCAAGGAUCAGACUUCCCCAAGCCAUGGAGAAGGCUGUGACUUUGGAGAAGAGGAAGGAGGCCCAGGUUUGCCCUAUCCGUGCCAGUUCUGUGACAAGUCGUUCAGCCGCCUCAGCUACUUAAAGCACCACGAGCAAAGUCACAGUGACAAGCUCCCUUUCAAAUGCACAUAUUGCAGCCGUCUCUUCAAACACAAACGGAGCAGGGACCGCCACAUAAAGCUUCAUACGGGAGACAAGAAGUAUCACUGCAGUGAGUGUGAUGCGGCGUUCUCAAGGAGCGAUCAUCUUAAAAUUCACUUAAAGACUCAUACGUCCAACAAGCCAUAUAAGUGUGCCAUUUGUAGACGUGGGUUCCUGUCAUCUAGUUCACUGCAUGGACACAUGCAGGUUCACGAGAGGAACAAAGAUGGCUCCCAGUCCGCUUCCCGGAUGGAGGACUGGAAAAUGAAAGACACUCAGAAAUGCAGUCAGUGCGAAGAAGGCUUUGAUUUUCCUGAAGAUCUUCAGAAGCACAUUGCAGAAUGUCACCCUGAGUGUUCCCCUAAUGAAGACCGAUCUGCUCUUCAGUGUGUUUACUGUCAUGAACUCUUUGUAGAGGAAACAUCCCUAGUAAAUCACAUGGAGCAGGCUCAUAAUGGUGAGAAGAAGAAUUCAUGCAGCAUUUGCUCUGAGAAUUUUCACACUGUGGAGGAGCUGUACAGCCACAUGGACAGUCACCAGCAGCCAGAGUCGUGCAACCACAGCAACAGCCCAUCUUUGGUAACUGUGGGGUACACAUCAGUCUCUAGCACUACCCCAGAUUCAAAUCUCUCGGUGGAUAGCUCAACAAUGGUGGAAACAGCUCCUCCUAUACCAAAAGGUCGUGGAAGGAAGCGGGCAGCUCAGCAAGUGCCAGAUAUCACUGGUCCUUCAAGUAAGCAGGCAAAAGUUACUUAUAGCUGCAUUUAUUGUAACAAACAGUUGUUUUCCAGCCUUGCAGUUUUGCAGAUACACCUGAAAACUAUGCAUUUAGAUAAACCCGAACAAGCCCAUAUCUGUCAGUAUUGUUUGGAGGUAUUGCCAUCUCUCUACAAUCUGAAUGAACAUCUUAAGCAAGUCCAUGAAGCUCCAGACCCAGCACUGAUUGUUUCUACCAUGCCUGCCAUGGUCUACCAGUGCAACUUCUGCUCUGAAGUGUUCAAUGACCUCAACACCCUUCAGGAACACAUCCGAUGUUCUCAUGGAUUUGCCAACCCUGCUGCUAAGGACAGUAAUGCAUUCUUUUGUCCCCAUUGCUACAUGGGAUUUCUUACAGAUUCUUCCCUGGAAGAGCAUAUUAGACAAGUCCAUUGUGAUCUUAGCAGUUCCCGUUUUGGUUCUCCUGUGCUUGGAACCCCUAAAGACCCAGUGGUGGAAGUGUAUUCUUGUUCUUACUGUACCAAUUCUCCAAUAUUUAAUAGUGUUCUUAAACUGAACAAGCAUAUCAAGGAGAACCAUAAGAACAUUCCUUUGGCGCUGAAUUACAUCCACAAUGGAAAAAAGUCCAGAGCCAUGAGUCCAUUAUCUCCUGUAACCAUUGAGCAGACCUCUUUAAAGAUGAUGCAGGCAGUUGGAGGUGCUCCUCCUCGUCCUGCUGGGGAAUAUAUUUGUAAUCAGUGUGGUGCUAAGUAUACUUCCUUGGAUGGUUUUCAGACUCAUUUGAAAACACAUCUUGACACUGUCCUGCCAAAACUGACCUGCCCUCAGUGCAACAAGGAAUUUCCAAAUCAGGAGUCACUGCUGAAGCAUGUUACCAUUCAUUUCAUGAUCACCUCAACCUACUACAUCUGUGAAAGUUGUGACAAGCAGUUUACUUCUGUGGAUGACUUGCAGAAACACCUACUAGACAUGCAUACAUUUGUGUUCUUCCGCUGCACCUUGUGCCAAGAGGUUUUUGACUCCAAAGUCUCCAUUCAGCUGCACUUGGCUGUGAAGCACAGCAAUGAGAAGAAGGUAUACAGAUGUACGUCUUGCAACUGGGAUUUCCGCAACGAGACUGACCUACAGCUUCAUGUGAAACACAACCACCUGGAGAACCAAGGCAAAGUACACAAGUGCAUCUUCUGUGGUGAAUCCUUUGGUACGGAGGUGGAGCUGCAGUGUCACAUCACUACGCACAGCAAGAAGUACAACUGCAAGUUCUGCAGCAAAGCUUUCCAUGCUAUCAUCUUGCUGGAAAAGCAUUUGAGGGAAAAACAUUGUGUUUUUGAAACGAAAACUCCAAACUGUGGAACGAAUGGGGCAUCUGAGCAAGUUCAGAAAGAGGAAGUGGAACUCCAGACCUUGUUGACAAAUAGCCAGGAGUCCCAUAACAGCCACGAUGGCAGUGAAGAAGAUGUGGACACAUCUGAGCCUAUGUAUGGCUGUGACAUUUGUGGAGCAGCUUACACCAUGGAGACGCUGUUGCAGAAUCACCAGCUGCGAGACCACAACAUUCGACCUGGAGAAAGUGCCAUAGUGAAGAAAAAGGCUGAGCUCAUUAAAGGGAAUUACAAGUGUAAUGUGUGUUCUCGAACAUUCUUCUCUGAAAAUGGGCUUCGAGAGCACAUGCAGACACACUUGGGACCAGUGAAACACUAUAUGUGCCCAAUCUGUGGUGAGCGGUUUCCAUCUCUUCUGACUCUUACUGAACAUAAGGUCACACAUAGUAAGAGCCUGGACACUGGAAACUGCAGGAUUUGCAAGAUGCCACUCCAGAGUGAGGAGGAAUUUUUAGAGCAUUGCCAAAUGCACCCUGACCUGAGGAACUCCUUGACGGGGUUCCGCUGUGUGGUGUGCAUGCAGACAGUGACCUCCACGCUGGAACUGAAAAUCCACGGCACGUUCCAUAUGCAGAAAACUGGAAAUGGUUCUGCUGUGCAGUCCACGGGACGUGCACAGCAUCUCCAGAAACUGUACAAGUGUGCGUCUUGCCUGAAAGAAUUCCGUUCGAAACAGGAUUUAGUGAAACUUGACAUCAACGGUCUGCCAUAUGGUCUGUGUGCUAGCUGUGUUAAUCUCAGUAAAAGUGGUAGUCCAAGUGUCAACAUCCCUUCAAGCAGUAACAGACAAGGCAUGGGCCAAAAUGAGAACUUGAGUUCCAUUGAGAACAAAAGCAAGGCAGGGGGACUGAAGACUCGCUGUUCUAGUUGCAAUGUAAAGUUUGAAUCAGAAACUGAACUCCAAAAUCAUAUUCAGUCAAUCCACAGAGAGCUUGUUCCAGACAGCAACAGUACACAGCUGAAAACACCACAAGUAUCUCCAAUGCCUAGAAUCAGCCCCUCCCAAACUGAAGAGAAGAAGACCUACCAGUGCAUCAAAUGUCAGAUGGUUUUCUACAAUGAGUGGGAUAUCCAAGUUCAUGUUGCAAACCACAUGAUUGAUGAAGGACUGAACCACGAAUGCAAACUCUGCAAUCAGACAUUCGACUCUCCUGCCAAACUUCAGUGCCACCUGAUAGAGCACAGCUUUGAAGGCAUGGGGGGCACCUUCAAAUGUCCCGUGUGCUUUACAGUGUUUGUCCAAGCAAACAAGUUGCAGCAGCAUAUUUUCUCAGCCCAUGGACAAGAGGACAAGAUCUAUGACUGCACACAGUGUCCACAGAAGUUUUUCUUCCAAACAGAGCUGCAGAAUCAUACGAUGACCCAGCACAGCAGUUAGUGCAAGGCCCAUCUCUUCCAGAGAAUUCUUUGUGGCACAAAAAGGGAACACAUUUUACUCUUUGCACGAAAGUUUCAUUGUUAAUGUAUAUUAUUCAGAAUCAUUGUAUUGUACCAUAAAACUUGUAUUAUCGAAACUGUUGGAUGUUCAUGUGUUUGAACUUUUGAGCACCGGAUAGACUUCUUGUAUAUAAAGUGUUGCACAUGUAUUAUGUUGUCUGAUACUAAAAUGGUCUUAUAAAGACAAGUGGACUUGGGCCCUAUUCAGGAAAGAUACAAAUAAUAAUAAUACUGUGUGAGGAGAAAAAAAUAGCUUAAGAAAAAAAUGUCAUUUUCAAGGAGGAGGGAGAAAGUAAUAGCUAUGUUCCAUUGCAGCUCUGUUUGGCCUCCCUUUAGUUUAAACUUCAGUCCAGAAAUCUCUCUUUUGGUAUACAAACGGAUGAAUCUAAGACUAUUUUUUAUUGCUGAAGAUUCUUGCAAAAAAUAUGAAGAGACUCUUUCUCACAGAGCAGGAACCCACAGUUGAAUAAGGCCCGUAUAUAUAUUUGUAAGCCUUGCGAUAUGACAGAUAGCAUUACCAUAUAUGCAAUAGUUGUUAUGUAGUUUGUCAAAGAAUUUUUUUUCCUGGAUACCAUUUGAAGCUUUGAGUGUUCAAGACUUUCCUUAAUGAUUUCACACGGCCAAAUUCUUGAAUCAGUUGAACUAACCUGUAUGUUACUGUUAUUAAUGUUUACUCUGCGGUCUGAACCUGGAGAUUACUGGAAUUGUUUUCCAAAAGGAAAUAAAUUCAGUUUACCAUUA